UCCCCGCUUGGAACAAACCCAACUCGUCUCUACUCUCCACUUUUCUUUACGUUUUACUCCUCCUUUUCUCCUCUUCCUCUUCCCUCUUCCCUCUCUUCGCUUCCACUCCUCCCCACCCACGCCUCCUCCUCCUCGCUUCCCCGACCAUCGCAUCGCGGCGCAGCGCAGCGGAGGAAACCCUAGCGCAGCAGCAAGCCACCGCCGCCGCAUGGCGUCCCCGGCGCGGCCCGCCGCAGCCUCCGUCUCCGGCGCCUUCGGCCUCUCCGCCGACCCGGCGCGGUGCUCCUUUGACCAGACGCUCCGCCGAGAGCAGGAUUUCCAGGACAACCGGCUGCUGAGGUCACUUGUUAAUAUCCAUGAACAAGAAACUUAUUCCAGAGAAAUAAUAACGGAAGCUAUAGAGAGCUGCAUGAAGAAACAAGCAGACAACUUGGUGAAUACACUGGAUGUCAUCAGUGGGAGGCUAUCACAGUUGGAGCUGUAUUGCUAUAAGCUGGAAAGGUCAAUUGGAGAAUUACGAAGUGAUGUGAUGGAUUACCAUGGUGAAGCAAAUAUUAACUUCCGUUGCCUCGAAAAGCAUGUGAAAGAGGUUCAAAACUCUGUACAGGUGCUGCAGGAUAAGCAAGAGCUUGCUGAAACCCAGAAGGAACUAACUAAACUUCAAAUAUUACAUGAGGAAUCUGCACAGAAAAGCGAAGGUACUGCUCCAUCAGUUCUUAUGACAAAGGAAAUUGACGGCAGCAUGCCAGUUGCAAAACAUGAGCUUGCCCUUGUGCCUCUGCAUCAAGUAAAUGCUGCCCAAUCUCCUGCUAUGCAAUUCCAAAGUUGCAAUGGGCUUGUUCUGCAGCAACUGGUCCCAGUCUCAUUGAGCACUCAACAAGACCAGCAGCACAUGAACCAAGCCACCUUGUACUGUAUGCAAACCCAAGCUCAUGUUGAGCACAGGCAGGCCCAACCAUUUCAACCUGCACCUCAACCUGUGCAGCGACAUACCCAGAAUACGCCACAGACUGUAGUUGAGGCACAACAGGUGACAAGUCAGGCCCCAGACUUCUACAUUCAACCUCAGCAGCAAUGGGCACAUCAAACUGGCCAGCAAGUUCACCAGGCAAGGCAGCCACAGCCACAGGUUGUGCAACAGCAACAUUACAACAAUAUUCAGCAAGUUCCAGCACAGAUAGUUCAAAUGCAAACUUCUUCUCCACAGGCUCAAAGUGCACCACAUGUCACACUGUUGUACCCUCCUUAUGGAUCUCAACAACCUGCCUGUGCUAAUAGUGAGCCACGCUCGCGAAGCAUGGCUAUGCAGCCUUCCUACUCUACAAUUUCCUCGUCCCAAAGGAAUCAUCAUGAAGUCGCUCCUGUUUAUGUGCAAAGCAACACAAUUUCAGUCCCACUGGCUGAGCAUAGCAUCCAGUCUCAGCAGCCACCGCAACUUCAAUCGUUUGGUAAUGGCUCAUUUAAACCAAGCAAGGUCAGCCUACAUGGUGUUGCCUCAUAUACAGUACAGGGGAAUGCCCAGGCCUAUAACACUGCUUAUGGAAAUCCGUCCAACAAUGCUGCUACUGUUGUUGCUGUCCUUCCUCAACAAGCCCAGUCUAGUGCUCCCAUGGUGCUUCAUCAUUUAGGACCACAGUCUCUGCAGAAUCAUCCAAUAGACAUGGUUGAAAAGGUUGCUCGUAUGGGUUACUUUAAGGAUCAAGCUGAGAGCAUGGCACUUCGAAUGGCUACUGCUGGACAGAAUGUAGAGUUCAAACACCUCGCUUGACAAGCAGAUCUCUGGUGGCGAUGAGGUGGCGAGUAGGAGAAUGAACAAGCCAGUUUGGAACCGCUGCAUGUGGUUUGUUGGCUUGUUCCUGUGAAAUAUUAUGAUAUCUUACUAUCAUGGGAAGCUUUUCAGCUUUGCUAAGGUAUUUCGUCUGGCAUCUUUUUAAACAGCCAGCAGAUUGGUACAUAUCCUGCAGCUUAUUUUUUUCAGCUGGAGGAUUGUGAUGAAAUAAUACUGCUAGUUUAGUUAAGAUGAUGAUUGUUGGCAUGUGUCCUACCUUUUAAUGGACAUAUAUGCUUGUAACCUUUUGUGGACUUGCAUACGCAUGUUUGCAAUACGAAGAUAUGAGAAAUUUGUUGUUUUCACCUU
Messenger RNA from Oryza sativa Japonica Group (Japanese rice), 2137 nucleotides. RefSeq names its product chromatin modification-related protein eaf-1. The record is from RefSeq and is a predicted model, not a curated record. Lineage: Eukaryota; Viridiplantae; Streptophyta; Magnoliopsida; Poales; Poaceae.